Molecule: messenger RNA, 523 nt
Organism: Synchiropus splendidus (mandarinfish)
Lineage: Eukaryota; Metazoa; Chordata; Actinopteri; Syngnathiformes; Callionymidae
Product: ATP synthase membrane subunit K, mitochondrial-like
Exons: 3
Coding region: 208-474 (88 amino acids)
Source: RefSeq, a predicted model, not a curated record
GCCGGUGACCUCAGAAAAACUACCUCAACCGCCGCCAGUCCUCACUGCGAUGCCGACGUCUCCGGUGAAAACGCGGAUCCCACUGACCAGCUUCGGACACUUGAUCACCGAAGUGAAGGUGAGAAGCCACGCGAGGCUGCCGCGCGCGAGGCUGUGACCCGAGUGUUCCGUCUGAACCACGAACCAGACCAGGACGAAUCAUCCCUGAUGAAGACCAGCACGUUGCUCCCGGAAACGUUUGGUGACCGUCGACCUGUAGAGCCUGACGCACGAGUCCAGGGGCUGCGCGCAGGGACGAGGCAGAUCUUUGGCGUGGAGGCGCCGCCGCCCGCGCAGCUCACGGGACUGAGGAAGCACUUCAACAGCUACACUCUGCAGGGACGCCGAAACUGCGUCCUGGCCACCUACGGGAUCCUGCUGGCAGCGGCGGCGGCGUAUUACGUUCACCAACAGAAUAAACCGUCGCCGUCCUGAACCUUGUUGUUGGCAUGAUCAUGUGACUCCAAUAAAGCAUCUCUCCAUG